GGUUAUCAAUCACCGGGUCCUGGUCAGUGAUUCCUGAGCAUCUCCAAAGGGGGGGGGGGGAGAACCUUUUGUAUACAAAACAGUUCUCUCCCCUGUCAGCUCCUGCAUACUGCUUUGCAUGACUGUGAUAUGCACAGCCAUGCAAACACUAACACAGCACACUUAGUAAAACGGUACACAGCACACAGUUAACCCUUUGAUUGCCCUACAUGUUAACCCCUUCCUGCCCAGUGCCAAUAGUACAGUGUCAGUGCUUUUUAUUAGCACUGAUCACUAUUUUGGUGUCCCUGGGGAUGUCAGUGACACCAAGUCAGUUGCCCUCAGUGUCAGAAUGUCUGCCGCAGUCCCGCUAUAAGUCGCUG
Messenger RNA from Staurois parvus, 362 nucleotides. The record is from the annotation of a GenBank genome assembly. NCBI's taxonomy places the organism in Eukaryota, Metazoa, Chordata, Amphibia, Anura, Ranidae.